Messenger RNA from Manis pentadactyla (Chinese pangolin), 1114 nucleotides. RefSeq names its product deoxyguanosine kinase (gene DGUOK). Gene Ontology annotation, biological process: nucleobase-containing compound metabolic process. The transcript is spliced from 7 exons. Gene Ontology annotation, molecular function: ATP binding; deoxyguanosine kinase activity. The record is from RefSeq and is a predicted model, not a curated record. Gene Ontology annotation, cellular component: cytoplasm; mitochondrion. The coding region runs from base 50 to 889 and encodes 279 amino acids. Lineage: Eukaryota; Metazoa; Chordata; Mammalia; Pholidota; Manidae.
GGCGGAAGUGCUUCCGGCGGAAGUAGCCGCUGCGCGAAUCGUGGGUAGGAUGUUUGCGGGCCGGCUCCUUCUAAGGCUGCAGCGAGCACCCACCAGUUCCAUGGCCCAGAGCCCACUCGAGGGUGUGUCCCCUUCCAGGGGUUUGCACGCGGGGCGCGGGCCCCGAAGAAUCUCCAUCGAAGGAAACAUUGCUGUGGGAAAGUCCACCUUUGUGAAGUUACUCACGAAAACUCACCCAGAGUGGCAAAUAGCUACAGAACCUGUGGCAACAUGGCAGAAUGUCCAGGCUGCUGGCACCCAGAAAGUCUGUGCCACCCAAAAUCUUGGAAACUUGCUGAAUAUGAUGUACCGGGAGCCAGCACGGUGGUCCUAUACUUUCCAGACAUUUUCUUUCAUGAGCCGCCUGAAAGCACAGCUGGAGUCCUUCCCUGCGAAACUCUUACAGGCCAGGGAGGCAGUCCAGGUCUUUGAGAGGUCUGUGUACAGUGACAGGUAUAUCUUUGCAAAGAAUCUUUUUGAAAAUGGUUCCCUCAGUGACAUCGAGUGGCAUAUCUAUCAGGACUGGCAUUCUUUUCUCCUGCAGAAGUUUGCCAGCCAGCUCAAAUUACAUGGCUUCAUCUACCUCCAGGCUACUCCCCAGGUUUGUUUGAAGAGACUACACCAGAGGGCAAGGGAGGAGGAGAAAGGAAUUGAGCUGGUGUAUCUUGAGCAGCUCCACAGUCAACAUGAAGCCUGGCUUAUUCACAAGACAACCAAGCUCCACUUUGAGGCUCUGCUGAACAUUCCAGUGCUGGUGUUGGAUGUCAAUAAUGAUUUUUCUGAGGAAGUAACCAAGCAGGAAGAACUCAUGAACAAGGUGGGGAGGACCUUAGCUUCAGCUUUCUGGUAAAUACCUUUGUAAAGAAUCUGUAACCAAUACUGAGAUGUUCUGGCUAUGAUCUGGGCUCUCUGACUUUUUGAAGCUAGUGAAAUACGGAGUCACAAAGCUUUCCAUCACCUUUUACCCCUAGAGUGCUCUGACACUCAAGUGUAUGGUUUGUUGUUAGCCUUACACUUUGCCAUUGUCUUCUUUUGUACCUCAGUGACUUCUAAGAUAAAGUUUAAGUUUUUCUAA